Mauremys reevesii (Reeves's turtle) is the source of this 1190-nucleotide messenger RNA. Its product is annotated as galactoside alpha-(1,2)-fucosyltransferase 2-like. Bases 97 to 1140 code for a protein of 347 amino acids. Gene Ontology annotation, biological process: carbohydrate metabolic process. The transcript is spliced from 2 exons. Gene Ontology annotation, molecular function: galactoside 2-alpha-L-fucosyltransferase activity. Gene Ontology annotation, cellular component: membrane. NCBI's taxonomy places the organism in Eukaryota, Metazoa, Chordata, Testudines, Geoemydidae. The record is from RefSeq and is a predicted model, not a curated record.
CCAGGUGCUCCGAGCAGUGGAACCUGCUGGCAGCCGCGGGCUGGAUCCAUCCUGCUGACAGGCUGGGACCUCCGUCCCUCAUCACCGCUGGGAGCCAUGACUGCCCCGGACUCCUGGGUCCCCUUCCGGCUGCCCCUCCAGCUCAGCCUCUACCUGCUGGCCAUCAUGACCUUCUCCUUCCUCAUCCACCUACGCAGCUGGUUCCCCACCGCAAGGCAGAGGCUCCCCUACCCGAUUGCCACGGACAGGUCCCCAACCACGCCCCCCACCACAACCCCCGCCACGGAGCGCGGCAUGUGGACCGUGAACUCCAUCGGGCGCCUGGGGAACCAGAUGGGGGAAUACGCCACCCUCUACGCCCUGGCCAAGAUGAACGGGCGCCAGGCCUACAUCCUCCCACAGAUGCACCAGCAGCUGGCGCCGCUCUUCCGCAUCACCCUGCCCGUGGUCUCCAGCGACGUGGUCCGGAGCGUCCCGUGGAGGAACUAUGGGCUCCACGACUGGAUGUCGGAGGAGUACAGGCACAUCGAGGGGAAAUACGUCCGGCUGACGGGCUACCCCUGCUCCUGGACCUUCUACCACCACCUCCGGCAGGAGAUCCUCCAGGAAUUCUCCUUCCACGACCACGUCAAGGAGGAGGCCAACCGGUACCUGGCCGGGCUGCGUGGGCAGCGCCGGAAUGUGACCUACGUGGGCGUCCACGUCCGGAGGGGGGACUACGUCCGGGUGAUGCCCCAGGUCUGGAAGGGGGUGGUGGCGGACAAGGCCUACCUGGAGAAGGCCAUGGGCUACUUCCGGGCCAAGUACCAGGAGCCGGUCUUCGUGGUGACCAGCAACGGGAUGGAGUGGUGCCGGGAGAACAUCAACGCCUCGCGGGGGGACGUGUAUUUCUCGGGGGACGGGAAGGAGUCGUCGCCGGGGAGGGACUUUGCUCUCUUGGCCCAUUGCAACCACACGAUCAUGACCAUCGGGACCUUCGGCAUCUGGGUCGGCUACCUGGUGGGUGGGGAGACUGUCUACUUGGCCAACUACACCCUCCCCGAUUCCCCAUUCCUCCGGGUCUUCAAGCCUGAGGCCGCCUUCCUGCCCGAGUGGAUCGGGAUCAAUGCCGAUCUCUCCCCGCUGCUGGGUAGGACAUAGGGGCAGAAAGGAUCCAGCCUGCAGGCCACCAGCAGGAUCCAGCUGGGGUA